Cherax quadricarinatus is the source of this 664-nucleotide messenger RNA. NCBI's taxonomy places the organism in Eukaryota, Metazoa, Arthropoda, Malacostraca, Decapoda, Parastacidae. The record is from RefSeq and is a predicted model, not a curated record.
UGACCCGAUGUUAGGUUAGUGGACUUGGAAUCACGUAGUUUUGUUGAUCCCUGAAAGCUGUACAUUUCUGUCUCUCCUCUGGUAGAGUUUCAAGUUUCUUUAAGAAACGGUGUCAUUGGUGACUCCUGGUUUACUCUGUGCAUUGGUGGAAAACAGAGUUAUUAAUAGACUUGGUCAUUUGCGCUGUCUCUUAAGAGGCGCUGUGACACUUACGGGUCAACGACUCCUUUCCAAAUGAUUCGUGAGGAAGUUCCAUUUCGGUCAUCCACUGGAGAAAGAGGGAAGGUUAGAGCAGCUAACCUCUGGCCGUGGUCACCUUGUGAUGAAGUACUGAACGUCGGACGAAUUCCCCCCAGUUCUCUAUCAUCACCAGCGUCAUACCUGGGUCUCUUUUUUUUCACCACAGCGGCGCUCUCUUAUCAAGAGAGGGUUGCACUUCUUGCCUACACAUCGUGCGCACGCGCACCCCCACCCUUCACCUUAACACUGCGACCUCUGUUUACCUACGUCCAGAGAGAGAGAGGUCUGUGUAGUCAGUUCCUGUUCCUUAACUGGUCACUAAAAUGUUAUUCAUCGUUGAAUGUUCACUAACAGCAGUGGUCAGUGGAACAUUGUUAUAGAAGCAUUGAACAAGUAGUGAUAACAUGGGUCUGUUUUCACUGAU